Phialemonium atrogriseum is the source of this 663-nucleotide messenger RNA. RefSeq lists its product as uncharacterized. The coding region runs from base 1 to 663 and encodes 220 amino acids. Lineage: Eukaryota; Fungi; Ascomycota; Sordariomycetes; Cephalothecales; Cephalothecaceae. The transcript has 3 exons. The record is from RefSeq and is a predicted model, not a curated record.
AUGUCUUCAGCAAGGGGAUUGCUAGCAACGGGAGUGCCUCCCGCCCCCGUCUGGCUCCUUUACAUCAAGUAUGCCAUUCUUGGACUUGCGGUCGUCGUCCUGGCUCUUUCCGCCUACGCCUGCUCCUUCUUCGGUGGAGGCGCCGCCGGAUUCUUGAUCUUCAUUGCCAUCAAGACGAUAAUUAUUUACGGCGGCGCCAUCGCUCUCGAGAUCUACGCGCCUCAGUACUACUUCCGUAUUGGCCUCCUCAUCGCGUAUUGUCUGGGUGUCAUCUUCUGGCUCAGCGCUUGGGCUUGGGCCGCGUCCACCGCUGCCUUCUGGCUCUCCUGGGCCGUCUACAGCCAUGGCACAGGCGGGGCCUUGGCUGGCUGCGCUGCUCUCGGCGCUGUCGCUUGGAUCCUGUCGAUCGUCAACUUGGUCUUCUUCAUCAAGGCCUGCCUCGCCGACGCGCCUCCUGCUACCGGCGCUCACCAGGCCGAGCUUGGCCAAGUGAAGCAGGACCCCAUUUCGACCCCGUCCCCGGCCCCGGCUGCGGCCGCGACCGAAUACCCUACCGGCCAGUACCCUCAGGCCGAGUAUGCCCAGCCUAACCCGUACCCUGCCGAGCAGCAGUACCCAGUUCAACCAACCCAGCCAGCUCAGCAUUAUCCCGCUCAGCAGUAA